UUUUCUAAACAUAUGGAGCCAUAAGCCUUCACUGGCUUCAAAUAUUCUCAAUGUGAAGGCUGUGCGUUACCAGAAUCUCAUAUCCAAGGACUUCACAUCUAUUCCUAGCAGUUUAUGCGGAACCCAGGGUUGUUUGAGCUUGUAAAGUCUAGAAAACCGUUCCACUGUUAGACCUCCUUGAACGACAUACAUUUCAAUAUUAUCCUUUAACAUUUUGGGGGGCUUACGGGUGUUUACAUUUACCGGUAUAUACAGUCACCGAAGUAACCGCGACAUUUUCCCUACCUAAGAGAAUUUAAGUGUAAAAGCUACGUUUACGGUAUAUUGUUAUUAAAUAUUAAAGCGUUGCCUUUUAAGACGAAGCGUGCCGGAAUAUUUGUCCAUUCCGUUCAUAUCACGACCCUGUUUUGAUGUUAACGAAAUGCCGUAAAACACCCCACCCACUCUUGUGAGGUAUGUUGCCAAACAGGUAAGUAGCUCUGCGCCAGGAGCUGUUUUUUACGUUGCUAAUCAGCUAAGCUACAGGUGAAUGGGCUACAUUAUUAUUUUAUUUGCUACCUUUUUUAUAGGUCAUGAGUUCUGUGUUAGGUCAUCUCGUCUAGUUGAUUAGUGAGUACAAUAAUUGCCACACGACAGAGAAAGGAGGUUUAUCAGCUCGUUUAUUUUAAGAUUAACAAAGUUUCCUGGUUUGGAUUGCACUUUAACACCCAGGUAACAUGCUGGCAUUUACAGAAAUAUGCCUUGGUGUACUCUCCCUUUUGCAUCUGGGAUUGGCGAGAUGCAUCCAUCACAGUACUAAUGUGCUCAUCAACAAGAGGUCGGCGGAUGUGUUCCUCUCCCGAUCCCUGCUGUUCAACAAGUGGGACUUUGAGCUGGUGGUGCCUGGAAAUCUGGAGCGAGAGUGCUACGAGGAGGUCUGCUCAUAUGAAGAGGCCAGAGAAGUGUUUGAGGAUGACAAGAAGACGGAAGAAUUUUGGAAGAACUAUGUCAAAGCUCACAACAGUCAUGAGUCUACUCCUUUGGAUGUGCCUGCUUUGGUGUCCGGGAUCUUGGCAGCUGUAAUCCUUACUGUUAUUGCCAUUGUGCUUGUCUGCUACUUUUACAAAAACAGGGGUAAAUCCUCUCAGCAAAGAGGCAGUGUGCCAGUGCAAAUGGCUGUAGAUGGGCACCCUACACAGGAGUCAGUGCCUCUGACUAACAUCACCGCGCCGGGUCUGCCCUCGUACAACGAGGCCCUGACCCACAGUGGGCAGCAUGAUGCGCCUCCACCUCCCUACUCAGGAGGGACUCCAAUGACCCCUUCUGCCCCUCCUGGACAACAGGAAGAAGAAUGAGAUUGGGAAAGAUCUGCUGCAGAAAGGGACCACAAUGACUUCAUUUGCACCUCCAACAGGAAGAUUGACUUAGAAAAUGCAGAUAUGCCACCUUAACCUAGUUAAAAUGACACGGGUGGAGGUGGAUGUUAGGAGUAAUAUGUGCUUUUAGAUUUUUAUUUUAUGUUAUUUGUGUGUGUGUGUGUGUGUGUGUGUGUGUGUGUGUGCGUGCACGUGCGUGCAUUUGUAGCCUGUAGUGAUUACAUGUAUACCAGCGUUUAAAGACAUGUAAAGGGAAGAGUAAUAACUGCAUUUCAGUCCAAAAAAAAUGGGGUUUUUUUUACAUUUUUCUGUCAGCACAGCUUUGAAGUUUUCUAUAUUUAAUAUUUGAUUUGUAUUUAAUUUUAGCUCAACUGAUCACUUUUAUUAUCCCCUACAGAAGACAAAUAUCCCCAAACAACUGU
This is a messenger RNA of Electrophorus electricus (electric eel), 1777 nucleotides long. RefSeq names its product proline rich Gla (G-carboxyglutamic acid) 2 (gene prrg2). Gene Ontology annotation, molecular function: calcium ion binding. The record is from RefSeq and is a predicted model, not a curated record. Lineage: Eukaryota; Metazoa; Chordata; Actinopteri; Gymnotiformes; Gymnotidae. Gene Ontology annotation, cellular component: extracellular region; plasma membrane.